This is a messenger RNA of Anopheles arabiensis, 6789 nucleotides long. RefSeq lists its product as uncharacterized. The transcript has 5 exons. NCBI's taxonomy places the organism in Eukaryota, Metazoa, Arthropoda, Insecta, Diptera, Culicidae. Gene Ontology annotation, cellular component: cytoplasm. The record is from RefSeq and is a predicted model, not a curated record. Bases 1447 to 3399 code for a protein of 650 amino acids.
AACAAAAUCGAAAGAAAACACACUCGUCGUGAAACAGCCAUCGAACGCACGCACACGGAAAGUCUUGAGCGAAAUUGUAAAUGAAAUCUCUGCCGAUCGUGCAGUGGGCCGUGCUGCUUCUCCGACCACCCAGCCAGGAAGUGUGAAAAUUCGUGCGGAAAGCUUCACCCGAACGGAAAUCAUCUGUGUGUCGGAGCGAAACUCUGGCGGAUGCACCUGUGGACCCCAACCCCGGUCCCCCCACUUCCUCUGUGCUGUGCUUGUUGUCUUCCCGUUGAGCUGAGUGGCAGAAGCAGAGCAUCAAAAGGAAAGACAACAUUUACGCACCCUCGCUACUCGUCUACUACAUGCGCUGCAGCUUCCUCGAACGGUGACGUUCGAGUAUCGACACAGACAGACUGCCAGACACACACACCCAGACCCGUCGGCGAAGAAUGCAGUUUUAUUACAUUACCGUACCCGACGGUGACCGCCCCGGUUGUUCGUGAUUAGAAACGAACGAUCACGCGCGAACGCAAAAAGAGCAAAAGAAACAACGCCGUGGCUUGAGCUGGUGGGCGACCGGAAAUCGGAUGAAAGCAGUGUAGCAGUACCGCUAAGAAGAGUUUACAUCCUUACACAUUCGCCAGCAGACACAGACACAGACAGAAGUGGCGCGUUAGGAGGGGACAAAACCGCGCAGUCGGGGGUUUGAGGGCAUAAGAUGCACACGUGGUGUGGUGCGCUGGCCAGAGAGUGUGAAAGUGUGCGGGCACAGGCUGAUGUGGUGAUGUGGUGAGCGAGACUGCUGUCUGGUGCUGGUGGGGCGGUGCUGGUGUCGCGAAACUCUUGUUCUUCCACUCCUUUCCAUCGUCCGUCGUGGCAGCCGCGCGCCGGUGCAUUCUAGAUUGCAGAUUCUUUGUUGCACGGGGCAUACCACCGUUGCAUCCUUUGUGUGUGAAGCCGUGUGAGUGUGUGUGUGUGUGUGUGUGUGUUUGUGUUUGUACCAGCACAGGGAGGACCAGCUUACUUGUCUUUUGUGUGUCUGGGAGUCAGCGGAAAAGAAAACCCGCAGUUUCAGUUCACUCAUAGUGCGCUGCUGGCGGUGGUCUUGUACAGCGCGCGUGGCAUAGAAGAAGACAUCGGCCGUGUGGUGCCCUAAACUUAUCGAUAAAGCAAAUCCACGCGCCAGUGUAGUGGGUGUGCAAAAAGCUCGCACGAAUCGAGUUGGUGUGCGUUUUUAUUGCGAAUGUGCCAGCCCAACCGAGCAACCGAAACGCUAAAAAGGUGACCCCCCGGGUGAGGACGCUCCUCCGCGUGCUAUAUCGAUUCUAUGUGUGGUGCUAGUCCGCGUGUGGUGCGAGCUCGAGUGUGCUAGUUUGAUUGUUCCCAGUCGCCCUUCCUCUCUCCCGUCCUUUAUUCCUUCCACCACACCACAACCCGGUCAGGCUGGUUUACCCGGGCACGAUGAAUGCAGCGCCGGAUUUCGGGACCGCAAUCCGGCAGAACGGCUCGCCCAAGCACGACUUUCCGCUGCAGAACGGUCCGAACCAUCAUCCGGUCGAGUACCAGAAUUACAUCGGGGGCGGUGCUGGCGGUGGUGGUGGUAUGCAAAACCAACAACCAAACCAUCAACAGCAACAGCAGCAGCAGCAGGAUCUGACCAUCGAUGGCAUACCGAACAAUUUCCCCCAUCGGCGAUCGCGCGCCUCGAGAACGUUCAAGAAUCCGCCCCAGCCGCACAUGUGCAUCAAGGAGCGGACGCUGGACGGGAAGGAGGUGUUCAUCAACGUGCUCAGCUGGACGCGUAUCGCCAACCCGGACAAUCCGGACGCACCGAUACCACUGUACGGGGGUAUGAAAGUGGGCAAGAUUCCACCCGGCAGCCCGAAAGCGCCACCGCUCGUCUACGCCGUAAUGGCCAGCCCGGAGGUGCUGAAAAAGGCCGGUCGUAAAUGCCCCGACACACCGGAACGAAUGAAUCUGGUCGAUUUGAUGUGCGAGUUUGUGGAAGCCAUGAAUCCUUCUUUGCAUCUGUCGAGAAAACCUGAAAUACUCAAGGACCGCGACCUGUCCGGCGAGCUGAAAGACGUGUGGAGUGCGGUGCAGGCGUGCCGCGAUAAGGGCCGCUCGGACAACGGGCCGCCCGAGAAUCUAGUCGUGUACACCGAGUUCGGCCCGGACAGUGCACCGAGCUACGAGCAGACGAUACAGCAACAUCACCACCAGCAGCAGCAGCUGCAAUAUCAGCAACAGUACGAUCAGCUUCCAAACACACCCGACCAGCAGGGCCGUUUUCCAUUAUCAGCUGGCCAGCAGCAGCAGCAGCAGCAGCAUCAUUACCCUUAUCAUCAACAACAACAACAACAACAAAGUGCAAUUACUCACAACAACCACAGCAACUCCUCCAUACUGACCAGUAUUGAACCGAUCUCAACGCUUUCCGCUACGGACGGUGCUAACGGAACCGAUGGCUCGCCGCUGAACGGAUCCAGUUGCUACGCCAUGCUGGACGAGUUUCUCUCGAAGGAAGCGGAAAGCCUGCGACUGUCGGCGAGCAACGGUAGCAACGGAACGACACUGCCUAACGCGGACGGUAACGCGAACUCCACACUGACCUCGUCUUCUAACUCUUCAUCUACUCCAACCGUGCCACAAACGUCACCGACGAAUCCCUCGACGUCGGCCGCAGCCAGCGCAACGCCCGCGCCGGUGCCUGCAAAAGAACCGACGAAAAGCUCCUCGGGGCACACCUUUUUUCCUAUGUUUCGCUCGUCGAAAAGCAGCUCUAGCAGCAGCAGCAGCAGCAGCAGCACUACUACUAACAGCAAUAGUAGCAGUGGUGCUAACAACAACACUGCCAACAACGCACAGCUAAGCGCCGGCAGCCAGGCAGGCGAGAAACCGACGGUGAAUGGUGGCAGCGAACCGGCCGCUCCCGCGUCUUCCACCCCGACCAGUGACAGUGCGCAGGGUGCGCCCGAACCGCCCACCCCGAAGGCGGCCAAAACGGGCAGCAAAAAGAGUGGGCUUAACUUUUUCCGCCGCAACAAAUCGUCGACGGCAGCGGCGGCGUCGGACACCGCCUCCAGCAAGAAGGACCCGUCCACCACACCAACCAAACAACCUCCCGCCCCGGUGGUGGUGGCCAGUGUGCUACCGGCUGGGCUUUCUUCCCCUACCUCCGCACCGGCCACGCCGGCAGCUACCGGGGCCGCGUCGACCGGGCCAACCGAGGCCAAGCUGCAGGACAACAUGCCGGAUGCUUUGCCGUCGCACGGUUUAGCUAACCACCGUACCCAUCAGCACGGUGGCGCGUACCAUCUGGACGGUGGUAGCAAUAAUGCCAGCAAUGGUGGAGGCGGCGGCGAUGGUGAAAUGCACGAAACCACCAGUGCGGCCACGAUCGCGGCAAAGUAAGGACGGCUGGGGACGACGUACGCAUGAGUGCGAGGGGCAGACCCUGUGGCAUGUGAUAUUUUCGGCUGGGCAGGACCCUUCCUCCCCUUCCUUCCCUCUCCUUCUUCGGACGGUGGGCAAGAGAAAAACAAUGAGUGUUGAUCGAUGGUUAUUGACGAUUUUAGUAUUAUUCGAUUCGAUUCACACACCAUCCGCACAUUCAGCUGUGUAAUUUGGAUACAGGGGGCCGUGUGUAGGUGUGUGUGGUGAGGUGCAUAGGUGUGUGUAUGUGUGUGUGUGUGGGAAUGUUUGUGGUAUGUAAAUAGCAGUCGCACGAAGGGAAAAACGAUUAAAAAAAUAGCGAAAAGUGUGCAAGUGUAUCGCUGCAGCAGCAUUUCAGUCAUCAUCGUCACCGUCAUAGAAGAAUGCGUGCGUGUUAGAAUUGUUUCCGCAAUGGGCAGCAUGUUUAUUUGCGCCCAAGUUUGGUACCAUGAUCAUGCAGUUAAGCUCCUCUUCCUCCCCCUGCAGCGUAGUGUGUAUUAGCUUCAUCCAAAUUCAUCGCCAUCAAUCAUGCCGAUGCACGGAGAAGCUUCAAGCCCCCUCCUCAAACGCUACUGCCAUCUGAACUCUCUUUCCUCCCUUUGGCUAAAAGGGAUGGGAAACAGUAGACUUAUCAACAAUCGAUUUUAAACGCACGGCAGGAAUAGGAAACGAAACUUUUGUACCAGCGGGUUACGGCCCACAGCGUCGUAAGCUACCUUUCGCAGUGCUUUUGCUGUAGGGAUGCUUAGACAAAUGACACUAGUGUAUGUAUGUGUGUGUGUCUCUUUUUUGCAUGAAACACACUGCCCCAUAUCCAUUGCUAGGCAAGCAAAGAGAGAAAUAUAAACAUGUAUUAAUGCUCGCUCGCGUGUAGAGCGGAAAGCAGCUAGCAGUAUUGCUUUUAAAACCAUUUGCUUCCCAUAGCCAGGUAGCAGUCCCGAAACCCACAUGGUGCGGUAGCAUAAAUAAGCGCACACUAUUGUGUGAAAAUUUAGUAUGAAAUUCAAACGCGCGGUUGUAUGGCGGCCACCACAACACGGUGCUUGUUGAGAGAGUGUGGUUCUGCAGCAGUGGAGAGAUACGAUAGUCAGCAGAAGCAUUACACGCUGAUGAGCGGCUGUUAAUGUGUAUAGCAGUGUUGUCAAUUUUGUGAAAGAGUCAUGUAAGCGGAAAUGGAAAAAAGUGUUUAAAAAGGGCAAGAAGAAGAUGGUGAUGCAGCAGAAGGCGAACAGUAGCGAGGACCUCAGGCUGGUGUGUAAAUGCGUGUUAUAAAGUACAUUGCUAUUAUCGAUCGAUCGUUCUCGUUUUGGGCACAGAAAGGAUGUACGGAAAAAAAGAAAGAGGAUAGAGCCAUUUUACGACGGUGCACAUUUUCUACUUCUUAUUCCAUCGUUCGGGCUAUCUCAUACACAUACGGGACCGGACCGGAAGGCUAUCUUUUCUAUUGCGUACGGUAUACAUUACAUAUACUAUAUGGUAACCUUUUGUGAAAAGAUACUCUCUUUAAGCUACUUAAAACACCUCACAGACAUAGACACUUACACACACACAUAUACAGAUACAAAGAGAUCGAACCAACGCCGCUUAGGGCGCGCAACGACAUGCUGCCAUUUGUUUUGUUGCUUUAGUCAAAACAGCUAAGGACACACGUUUGCUCGGUUCAACAACAUUUGGGUUUGACUUUGGGUUACUACGAGACUGCGGAAUGGAACGGUGCUCUCUCACUCUCUUGUAUUACUAGUUAGAGCUAGGUAGAAAGUAGCACUGCGUGCAGUACAGUUAGGCAAAGGGAAGGUUCGAACACUUCCAGUGCGAAGUAGGAAAAAUAUAUCCAUCGGGGCUAGUCUACGUACCGUUUGCACGCAGGACCAUUGUUAGGCGUUCGCACUGAUCCCGUAGCGUAUUGACAGGUUAGUGGAAUACAAGACAAGUCUAGUUUAGUAGAGAUGGGCCAUUAAAUGCAUACAGAUGGGACAGUUAAAAAUAAGCAAAAAGUAUUCCGCACCUUUGAUCGUACUGAUUUUUAAACAAACAAUUUUAGCAAACUCUGCCGAACCGGGCGCGCGUAACCGGUCGAUCGUGAUCUUAUAUAUGCUUAGUUUGUGCGUUUUUUUAUACUUAUAUAUACGUGUAUAUGGCAACAGUUUCCGGACUGAUUCGGUUUAGUGAUUUAAGCGAGCGGAAUAAUUUACAAAAUGCUAGGAUAGCCAACACACACACACACAUCCAACAACACAAACACACUCACUCAUACACAAUCUAUUUGUUCCUUCUUCGUACUUGUUAGCUGUAGAGAGUAGUGCGAUAAUCUUUAUAACCCACGGAGAUGUAUGCUUUUCCUCUGCAGGCUCCACAAUGAAAGACGUGAACCGAGAUCUCAAACCGAUUUGACGACCUUUUUCGGGUAGCGAUCGAAGACGAUCGAAUUUAGUUUUGCUCUCUCUCUCUCUCGACUUCUGAUUCUGUUUUGGGAGGAAUCUUGAACAGACGAGGGAAAAGAACAUUACACGAUGCCCUCUACAUUGUGCAAAUUCAUUAUUAUGAAUAGGCUCAUUCAUUCCUCACUUACUAUCUCCAUCCCGGCUAGGUUUAAUGGGAACAGUUAGCAAAAUGGAUCGUUGGCAAGCGUACUAACAUAGUAUCGUCAGUUUAGUACAGAUUAGGGUAGCAUUAUUUUCCUUCCUCGCUCUCUGUCUCAUGCUCAGGCGGGAACGACAGAACAGUUGAAGCUAACAGCAGGUGAUAAGGUGAUCGAGUAGAAUGUGCACUGCGAGCAGAGAGGCGCAAAAAGUAUUUAUUUAAUUUUCCGGCUAUCCCGGCCAGCGAUAGCAAAGAAGAACGGUGCGUGUGAGUGUGUGUUGUGUGCGUCGUGAGUGGGAUUUUCUUUCGUGUAAUGCAGUGUAGUGUUUUUUUUAAAUCACUUAAUUGUUUAGAUAUAUUUCAGCGCGCAAUAUCAAAACCGCGCCCUUUAGCUAAUGUGCACAAGUUGCAUUUCCGAAAUGGAGGAGGAAGAAACCCCAAUCCCUUUUUCGGAUAUGCCAAGUGUUUUCGCUCUCUUUGGUUUUGGCACACGCCUCCCCCUCCCGAGCCCAGUACAUAAGGAGUAAUUAAUUUUGCAGAAAAAAGCAAGAAAACCCGCACACAGCACACACUGAAAAGUGGUGCAGUUUAUCAAAAUAUCGUUCAAGGUGUGCGUGUGGGUUUGUGUAUGUAUGUAUGUAACUCGCGCACUCAGUAUGUUUUUUGUGUCUAGUUUUUUCGUAUGAUCAUCAAAUCUGUCCUACUAGGGCGUUUAAAUUAUAAAACAGAAUGGAAAGCAAAACAACAGCAACAUAAAAAAAAAAACAAACAAACAUCCACUGUCAAGUA